AUGGCGCUUCGAUCCACCUACAAGCAUCAUCAUGCCGAUACGAAAUCAGCUGCUAGCUCUUUGGACGUUCUUGCUUCUUCGGGACUUUGCGCGGUCCUAUAUAUCGAACAUCGCCAUGCUAUUAGAUCCUCAACUCUCCUCGCAUUAUAUCUAGGCGUACGUCUUCUUCUAGAGGCUGCUGAGAGCCGGUCAUACUUUCUGCGAGACCUUGUUUCACUGGGCGGCAUCACCGCCGCCAUGGCCGCCACACGCUUGACCCUUCUCAUUAUUGAAGAGAUCCCCAAGCAGCACCUAAUUAUCGAUCCAGAAAUCUGGAAAUUAUCCAGUGGAGAAGCAACAAGUGGUUUUUGGUGCAGAACCUUUUUCUUCCUUCUAGGUCCCAUAUUUUAUCUCGGCUAUCACGGUGUUUUGAAGACUGAAGGCCUCGUGAGUCUUGGUAUCGAGUUCUCCUCUGUGCGAUUGUUUGCAGGACUUUCAAAACGUUGGAAGUCUUUCAAUCAGUCUAGACGGCACUCGUUAUUACUAGCGUGUUGUUGGGAGUGGAAAGGCGCUCUGUGUGCGGUCCUGAUUCCGCGGGUCAUCCUUUCUGUCUUGACGUUUUCGCAGCCUAUUUCUAUACAAAAGGUUGUCGAGGCAAUCGAAGACGAGAGAAUCGGAGAUGAUGAAAGCGGUCGUCUUGUAGCCGCUGUCACCCUGACCUUUGCCGGCUCUGCACUGUGCCGAGCCGUGUCAAAACACAUGACUAUACGAUUGCUCACCCGUGUCCGAGGUGGACUUCUCUCAGUACUCUUGGACAAGAACAUGAAGCUCAGACUAUCGGACGCAAGAAGAAAUGCCAUUGUUACCCUCAUGAGUGCUGAUUUCGAUGGCAUUGCUAAUGGCCUACCGUCUUGCGUGGAGAUUCCCAUCACAUUUCUCGAGACGGGCUUAGGCAUGUUUCUGCUCACGCGUUUCGUCCAGCAGUCCAGUUUUGUUAUCAUCUUUCCACUCAUAUUCGCCACUCUUAUUAACAUCAUAUGCGGUAAGUAUAUGAGAGCAGCGCAGAGAAAAUGGAACGAGAGCAUCCAAACUAGAGUGACGAAAACUUCGCGAGUUUUGUCUCAGCUCCCUGCAAUCAAGAUGCUUGGCCUUGGCCCAAGGACGACUGAAUUUAUUCAACAUCUUCGAAUACGUGAAAUAAAGACGGCCAAAAAAUACCGCACUAUUCAAAGUGGCGUCAUCUACUCGGCCACGUUAGCGGACCUUCUCUGCCCAACUAUCCUCGUCGCAGCAGCAUUGUUUCGGGGGGCUUUCGGAGACCUCAUAAUGCCUGCCAUGGUAUAUCCUACUCUUGCUAUUGUGGCGCUUGUUCAGCUCCCUCUCUCGGCACUUUUCCGCUCUUAUCCAGCUGCGAUGACUACGCUGGGAUGCUUUGAACGUUUGAGGGAAUUUCUUUGCCACGAAGAGCAUCGAGACCCUCGAAUACUACAAAUUCCACACGAAGUUGAAGAUGAUCGAUCUCCACAUCAGGAUUCACUCAUGGAAAGGUUGGAAGGGAGGGAACGACAAUCGCCUGGGAUGGUCCACUUCGACGACGUUAGCCUCACUAUCUUCGGCAGCGAUAAGCCUAUACUCAGUGGAAUCAAUUUUACGCUUUUUCCUGGCUCAAUGGCGGCACUUUUUGGCCCGACGGGUUCUGGGAAAACUAGCUUCAUAAACUCUAUACUUGGGGAAGUCGAAAUCUUAAGCGGUACACUCCAUGUUGAAGACACUGCGAUAGCAUUAGUGGGACAAUCCACCUGGUUACCCAACCUCUCCCUUCUAGAGUGCAUUGUUGGGGCUUGCGAGUAUAAUGAUGUGUGGUUCAGAACAGUCGUGACUGCGUGUCAUCUUUUACAAGAUAUCGCGCAGCUUCCAGGCGGUGUCGACUACGUGGUCGGGAGUGGUGGAUUAGCUCUGAGCGGCGGGCAGCGACAGAGAGUCAGCAUGGCGAGAGCAACUUACUGUCGCGCCAAGCUGAUACUGCUCGACGAUUCCUUCAGUGCACUGGACCGAACGACGGCCACUGCCAUACUUUUUAACCUCUGCGGUGAAAACGGCCUACUCCGUCAGUCAAACACGGCUGUAGUAGUUGUUAGCUAUCUUCCGGAGUGUCUAGAGAUUGCCGAUAACAUCAUUUACCUGGACGGACAUGGCAACUUCUCUCACCAGACUAGUCAGGCAACUAAAGCGUUAAGCUCGCAAAUUUUGAGCUUGUUACGCCAAGAGGCUGCGCUCGAAGAGAAAGCAGACGCAGACAACAAAGAGACGACGAUACAGGCGGCACAGACCGUCACUAGCACUGGUAUGCAGCGAGUCGAGGUCACGAAGCGGAAACAGGGCGACAAGGCCUUGUGUCGAUUUUGGCUGCGCGAAAUUGGGUGUGCCACUUUUACCACGUGGCUUUGCAUGUCUACCAUACACGGUGUAUUGGACAGCUUUCCCCGGGUCUAUAUGAAGAUCUGGGUGGAUAAUGCUCCCGCGAAUCGUUUAUACUUCAUUGGAUACGCCCUUUUGCCUUUUGUGUGCGGAAUAUUCUGCUUUGCAGGAGUGUUGUUUAUGUUCAAUCAUGUGAGCUCCCUUGCAGCGUUAGGCCUCCAUCAGAAGCUUGCCAAAACUGUCAUGUUAUCAACACUAGGCUUUUUGAGCGUGGUUGACUCUGGCUCUAUCUUGAACAUGUUUGGCUUGGAUAUGGAUAUUUUGACUAAAGGCGUCCCGCCUGCUGUGCACAAUACGUUAUAUUAUGGAAUCGGCGCUGUGGUGAAGCUGGUCAUUAUUUCAUCAGGAGCCGCGUACAUGACCCUUCUGAUCCCUCCGAUCCUGUUGGCACUGGUUUUCAUCCAACGAUACUCUCUUCGUACUUCACGCCAUCUCAGGCAACUGGAGCUCGAGUCGCAGGCUCCUCUCGUUACGGCAGUACGAGAGACUUCGGAUGGCUUGGUAUACAUCCGGUCAUUCGGCUGGGAAGGACAGACGCAGGCUCGUGCCCAUUUUCUGCUGGAUCGCUCCCAGAAGCCGGUAUACCUUUUGUACGCUUCGCAACAGGUGCUGGGUCUUUCCACGGACCUUGUUGCGGCUGCGAUGGCGAUACUUCUUACGGUGCUUUCUCUGUACAUCAAGCAUGGGAGGUCCGCAAACUCAGUAGGCGUCUCAUUUUUGUCGAUUGUCGUCGUCGGCAGCACACUUAACCAACUUGUGGUGGAGUGGACCUCUUUGGAGAUGAUGAUAGGUGCGCUAUCCCGUAUUCGCUCCUUCGUCACGGAGACCCCUAUCGAGUCUGGAGAAGAUACUUGCAGUCUGCCCGAGGACUGGCCGUCGAGAGGCGAAGUACUGCUGGAAAAUGUAUCAGCGCGAUACCGAAAUGAAACAGGAGAGCCAUAUGUGGUGAGAAACGUGUCAGUUACAAUCAAUCCAGGUCAAAAAUUCGGGAUAACUGGGCGGACGGGCAGUGGUAAGUCUUCACUUAUGUAUUCACUGCUCGGUUUUCUCGAUUUCCAAGGCUCGAUUAAGAUUGAUGGGGUAGAUAUCAGAAAUGCUCCGCGCGAUGAGCUCCGAGCUAGAAUUGUCACAAUAUCGCAGGACCAGGUGGAAUUGGAUGGAACAGUUCGCGACAACUUACUUCCGUUUGACACGAGAUGGGAUGACGAAGCUGUGACGCCGGACGAAGAGGACAAGGCGGAAACGGCCCUCAGAGAUAGGAUCGCACGAGAGACGCUGGUGCGACUACGGAUAUGGGACAAGGUGGAGAGCAAGGGCGGAUUGAUGUCGAUGUUGGAAGACGUGGGCUACUCGCACGGUGAGAUGCAACUGCUGUGUAUCGCGCGGGCUGUCGUGCGCCGCCGCCUCACAGGCAGUAACCUUCUUUUGGUUGAUGAAGCGACGGGCGGGGUCGAUCGAUGGCGAGACCAGAUUGUGCGGGAGAUGAUGAAGGAGUAUUUUCGGGGAUGUACGAUUAUAGUGAUUGCGCACCGCGAGGAGAGUAUUGCAGAUUCCAACGUGAUGGUGGAGAUGGCAAACGGAGAGAUGAAGACGCCACGAGUUUUCUAUUGA
Molecule: messenger RNA, 4068 nt
Organism: Beauveria bassiana ARSEF 2860
Lineage: Eukaryota; Fungi; Ascomycota; Sordariomycetes; Hypocreales; Cordycipitaceae
Product: multidrug resistance protein MDR, putative
Exons: 1
Coding region: 1-4068 (1355 amino acids)
Biological process (GO): transmembrane transport
Cellular component (GO): membrane
Molecular function (GO): ATP binding; ABC-type transporter activity; ATP hydrolysis activity
Source: RefSeq, a predicted model, not a curated record